CUCAGACCUGUACCUAUAACUCCCCCACACGGAUACCAUCUAGCUAUCUAGCGGGCAGGGAGGAUGUCUUCCACGCUCAGCUUCACCCCCACACCGGGCGAGACCACGCUGGUCAACCAAAUAUUUACGAGAAACGACCCACAGAAGUUCGGCGUCAUCACCGGCGACGUCGCCGUCAAAAUAUUCGGCGGCGCGAACCUCUCUUCCUCUGUUCUUGGCGAGAUUUGGGCUAUCGCAGACGCGGACAAUAAUGGUUUCUUGACGAGAAAGGGUGUUUCGGUCGCGGUCAGGUUGAUGGGCUGGGCGCAGAAGGGAGAGCCCAUUACGGAGGACUUGGUCAACAGACCUGGACCAUUACCUGCUCUCGAUGGUUAUUCUUCGUCGGCAGGAGGUUCUCAACCACACAGUCCCGCAGCACCAAAGUCGCCGCCCCCUCGCUCUCCACUACCGCCCCUGACCCCCCAGGAUAAGGCAAAGUUCCACAGACUAUUCGUCAGUUGCGGCCCUGCCAAUGGACUGCUGAGUGGCGACAAGGCGAGGGACGUCUUCGUCAAGUCGAAACUUCCCGUGGACAAACUCUCCUCGAUAUGGAACCUCUCAGAUACCCAAAGCCGCGGCUCUCUCGACGCCACCGACUUCUGCAUCGCAAUGUACCUCAUCCAACUCUCCAUGUCCGGUCAACUCUCCUUCAUACCCACCUCCCUCCCUCCAGGCCUCUACGACCAAGCCAAAGUCGACGGCGUUGCCUCCCACUCCACCGGCGCCACCAUCGGCAGCCGUCCCCUCAGUCCCAACAUGACCGGCACAUUCAACCGCGUCAGCACCAUCCAGCCGCAAUACUCGGGGCCACCCGUGCAGCAGCAAUAUACCGGCCAGACGUUGCAGCCCCAGUAUACAGGGAGCGGGAUGAAGACUGCGCCUGCGAUUCCACCGAGACCUACGCCGGCGAGUGCGAAUAUACCGCCGUUCCCUGGUGUAGCUCAACAGCAGCAACAACAACAGGCGUGGGAUGUGACCCCGACGGAGAAAGCGAACUCGGAUAAGUUCUAUGAUACGCUGGAUGCGCAGAAGAGGGGGUUCAUCGAGGGAGAUGUGGCUGUUCCGUUCAUGUUGCAGUCCAAGCUACCUGAGGACGUUUUGGCCCAGAUCUGGGACCUAGCAGACCUGAACAACGACGGCCGCCUCACCCGUGACGGCUUCGCCGUCGCAAUGCACCUCAUCCAAAGCAAACUCGCCGGAAACGAUAUCCCAGCGACGCUCCCUACCAGCCUCAUCCCUCCAUCCAUGCGUUCCGCCGCGACCAAUGGAAUCACGGCCGGUUCGCCAUUCGCCCCACCCCAGCCGCAGUCGGAGUUGAGGGAUCUCAUUUGGGACGAGACCCCGCCCCCAUCUGCGACGCAGCCUCAGCCAGCGCCGAUGCAGCAGACGCCCCAGCAGACGGGGCCGUUCGCGCCGCAGAUGACGGGUGGGAGUCCGUUUGGUGGGCCUUCGCAGUUCCAGCAACCGCAGAUGCAGCAGCAGCAGCAUCAGUUUGCGCCACCACCUCCUCAGGAUCCGUUCGGAGGCCAGGCCGCGAAAGACCUUCUUGGUGACGACGACGAUGUCGCUACGCCCUCGCCUCCCAUCCACGACCACUCCGUCGAAAUCGGCAACGUGCAGAACCAGCUCGAUUCCACGAACCGUUCUCUCGAAAACACAAAGACGGACCGGGCGACCAUCGAAGCGACCAUCGCGACUCAAGCCGCCCAGCUCUCCGCUCUCCAGACCCAACUGGCCUCCGCCAAGGCCGCCUACGAGACCGAGACGCGUCUGCUAUCUGCGCUGAGGGAGCGCCAUAACGGGCAGUCUGCGGAUAUCGGGAAGACGAGGGAGGAGCUGAUCAGGGCGGAGAGCGAUCUGAGCGCUGUGAGGGUCGAGAAGGCGGAGAUUGAGCAGACGGUGUUGAGGGAUAAGGAGGAGAUCAGGGAUUUGCAGCGGAGGAUGACCGAGACGGGGUCGACGAUCGAGCAGAUGAAGGGCGAGAUUGAGAAGGCGAAGAAGGACGCGAAGCAUCAGAAGGGCUUGUUGGCGAUUGCGAAGAAACAGUUAGCCACACGCGACGCGGAGAGGGCGAAAGUUGCGAAGGAGCUCGAAGGGGCGAAGAAGGAGGCUGAGGAGGUUACGAAGGAGAGGGAGGCUGUGGAUGAGGAGUUGGCGAAGGAACCGGAAUCGACAAUACCCGCGACGGCGUUGGCAAAUGGGAAUGGGCUGGAGAGGAUGAGCUCCCCGGAUAGUUUGUCGUUCGCGGCGGCGCAGCCUUUGCCUGGCACGCCUGGCAGUCCGAUGUCGAUGAUCAGUCCUAUGCACACGGGCAAGAGCAACAAUCCGUUCGAUAGGCUCGCGCAGGGAGAAAGUCGCUCUGGGUCUCCCUUCCAGCCUUUCGCGAAUUCUCCUUCGCCCGGUACGCCCGGACAACAGACCCCUGCGGCGACAGCUGCUACAGCGGACUCCUCGCACGACGAUCCGUUUGGUUUCAACGAGCCUUUCACCCCUACCGUCACCGAGUCGCAGGAAGCUUCCUUCACGGAACAGCUGGACACACCUGACCUUAACGGAGAGACGCCCUCUGCUACUCCCAAAAUUGGUGGCCCGGAGCACACGAACUUCACCCAGAGUGACCGCCCAUUGUCGAGUGUGACCAGCGAAAGCGACGAUUUGUUCACGACGCCUCCGACUACGGCUAUCGCCACACAGAUGACAGGAGAACAUCCUCCCACCGGAUUUUCGGCGCUACCCCCACCUGGAAUCUCCACUGACAUCGCAGAACUGUCUUCGAAGACCCCAGAACCCAUCGCUACCGCCGACAAGGGCAAACAGAAGGAAGAAGGCGAGAUCCUGGGCGAGACGGACCUGACCUCUCAUGUUAAGGAUCUCGAAGUAGAUGAGUCGGAUAGCAGCGAUGACAGUGACGAUGAGGUUCCCCUCGGUGCUUUGGCGAACAAGCCGUCCGCUGGAUCUCCCGAACCCCAGGCACCCACAACGAACGGUUUCGACGCACCUGCUGCACCCGCUGUGCCCGCGUUCUCGUUCGACGACGCGUUCGCGGAGCCUGCCACGACCACCGUGCCUGGUGCUCUUCCCGCCGAGUCAAACAAGGCCGAGCCUUUGUCCGCGCAAACUUCAGGACUUGCAGGACUUGGUCAAGCUCUGGGUUCCGCGUCUACGUCUCCUUCUUCGCCCUUCCCGCAGGUCAGCAGCCCCCUCGGUGAUAACACGACUGUCUCGGCCGGUGUAAAUGAUUUCGACGAGGCGAUGGGCAAGAUUCCUACCACUGCUAAUUCGGGCACGGAUCAGAAACCGGAAUUUUCGUUCGAUUCGGCGUUUGAGGAUAAUUUCGACUUUGGCUCUGCUGGUGCAAGCGUUGGUGCAAUUGCCGACGGUGCCAGCAGUAACCCAUUCCCUCCUGCGCCUGGUGCUACGUCGACGUCGUCUCCUUUCCCCCCGGUUGGUUCUUCGCCAUUCCCUCCUGCUCCUUCGGCGACUACGAACGGCAACGCGACGUCCCCGUUCCAGACCACCCCGAAGAACGAUGGGUUCGAUAGUCUCUUCGGGACGAGUUCACCUCCUGCACCUGCACCCGCAUCUGCUCAACAUUCCGCGACUGCCUCUUCGUUUGACGAUGCAUUUGGCAUGGGCUCGGUGACAUCUGUUCCAUCCCAGAUUUCGACUCAGGCUCCGACGCACUCAGGACAACCUUCCGCUAGUGCAGACAGUCACGGUAUCUCGUUCGACGAUGCGUUUGGCGGUGUGGGAGGAAGUAAGGCCCUAGCCCUCGAUAACGCAUUCGGAUCGACUUCCUCCGCAGGAUCAGCACUUCCCAACCAAGCGUCAUUGCAAGGCCACGCUGGUCAGGGCGUGCCACAAAGCCCAACGCAAUCUACAUCCACGCCGUUUCCUACCUCUCCACCCCUGAGUGCUAGUGUGAGCAGCAAGCAUGGAAACCCGAAGAGGUCGAUGUCGCCGCCACCGAGGAGCCAGAGUCCUGUGGCGAGGAUCUCGAGCCCGAAGCAGAGGCCUUCGACAGCAGGGAGCCAGAAGGAUGGGUCAGAGAAAUCGAUCCCGACGAGGCAUUCAAAGAUCAGUAUUCGCCUCCCGUUCGGAAAGAAGAAGAAGACUUUACCGGAGGCAUCGCAUCCCCCACCACCUCCAUCGUCGCUCUCACAUCACCUCAUGCCGGUAGCGGACGAGAGUGCUGUGGCUCCAGGUGGGACGGCGACGCCGGCGGUGGAGGAUGAUGUCGAGCCGGUGAAGCAGCUUUGCGGGAUGGGCUUCAGUCGGACGCAGGCGGUAUCCGCGCUGGAGGCGAAUGCGUACGAUUUCCAGAAGGCGCUGAACAGUCUGUUGGGAUCAUGAGUGCGGAAUGCGGAAUGGAAGGCGUGGUUCGCCGGUGAGGAUCGCUAUGACUAUGACGGGUAAGUUAGAUGGGCGGCAUAAGCACUGGCUGGGAAGGAAGGUGAUUGGUGGUGGAUGGAUGGAUGGAUGGAUGGAAGAUGUGCGGCGAAAGGAUUGCCAUGGACUGAUUUCGAUGAGCAGGCGCUAGGCCGAUGUGUAAUGCUGUUUAUUUCUUAUCGUUUGUCGUUUCCUUUCUCUCCCACUUUUAAGAUUUUUUUCUUCUCUUUUCACCAUCCCCGAGUCCCGGAACGCUCCUUUGCAUUUGUGUUGCCUUGCCACUUCCAUUUACCCUUCUACAUCCAAAUGAACACGAACACCACCCUUUGUUCGUUCAACAGGCGCUCGUUUGACCUUUUCUCUCUCCCUCUCCCUCUCUACUCGCAUUCCCUCUCGUCACCCUCCUUUCACAUUCCCCAAUGAUUUGUCCUCCCUCGACCGAGUUACCUUUUGGUUACCAUGGUUCGUCUCCUUUCUUAUGUCUCCACGUCUCUACGAGUACAUUUUCUAAUUGGCCGGACGGACUACUCCUGUCCGGGGAAACGGUGGUUUUCACCUAUGUCUUUUCU
Messenger RNA from Stereum hirsutum FP-91666 SS1, 4997 nucleotides. RefSeq lists its product as uncharacterized. Gene Ontology annotation, biological process: endocytosis; endosomal transport. The transcript has 7 exons. Gene Ontology annotation, molecular function: calcium ion binding; protein binding. Lineage: Eukaryota; Fungi; Basidiomycota; Agaricomycetes; Russulales; Stereaceae. The coding region runs from base 64 to 4392 and encodes 1442 amino acids. The record is from RefSeq and is a predicted model, not a curated record. Gene Ontology annotation, cellular component: cytoplasm; plasma membrane.